AUGUCAUAUUCCCGGUCACCAUCUCCCCACCCGACGGGGGUAGGUGGAUGGUCCAGCCCCGGCUUUACACACGGGAGUGGCACUUCGACGCCUCACAGUGGCUUACUCUCCCCGACAACCCUAGGGCCGAGUGGCAUCUCGUGGGCAGCCGCUAAAGCCAAAAGCGACGAGGUUCGCGGCUAUCCGUCCUUCGCGACCAAGAACAAUGGCUUCUUCUCGCGGUCGAGGCGCCAGUUGUCUGCGACGCUCCCGCGCUUUCGCCUGGGGUCCGGAUCCCCCAAUGGCUAUGUCGAUAAGGAUGAAUUCCGGCGGGGACAUGCGUUUGCUUCGACUGAUGGCGGGCGCGCCUGGGGGUUUAGCAGGACGGUCUUUCGACCCCGACGAUCGCGGCUGUUGCUCGUCCUGGUUGUCAUGCUGCUCGGAUACACGUUUCUUUGGACACGAAUCAUCGAGGCCUACCGGCGGUCACCAUUGGGCGGAGGGCGCAAGUUCGUGAUCAUCUUGGAGUCAAAUAUCGAGGGAGGAGUGAUGGAGUGGAAGGGCGCGCGGGAAUGGGCGAUCGAGCGCAACAGCAUCUGGAACAAAGAUCACUACGCCAAGCGCUGGGGUUACGAGCUCGAGGUUGUCAAUAUGCUGGCCAAGAAGCGCUAUUCACAUGAGUGGCGCGAAAACUGGGAGAAGGUCGACAUCAUCCGGGAGACCAUGCGCAAGUAUCCCGAUGCGGAGUGGUUCUGGUGGUUGGACCUGAACACCUGGAUUAUGGAGUACUCGUACUCGCUGCAGGACCAUGUCCUCAACCGGCUUGGCGAGAUUGCUUAUCGGGACAUUAAUGUCUACAACCCGCUCGGCAUCCACCAUCCCCUGACUGACCCCUACUUGGACCAGAUCUCAUUGUCUCCUACUGGGGACAACGAUACCUCCUCGAUCAACUUUCUCCUCUCGCAAGACUGCGGUGGAUUCAACCUCGGCUCCUUCUUCAUCCGACGAUCUCUGUGGGCUGAUCGAUUGCUGGACGCCUGGUGGGAUCCUGUGAUGUACGAACAGAAGCAUAUGGAAUGGGAGCACAAGGAGCAGGAUGCCUUGGAGUAUCUCUACACCACGCAGCCGUGGAUUCGCAGCGGUGUGGCCUUCCUCCCCCAGCGUCACAUCAACUCCUUUCCCCCUGGCGCUUGCGGCGAUGGGGAUGACCCAAAGAUUCAUUACCAGGAAGACGAAGGCGAUUUUCUGGUGAACAUGGCCGGCUGUAAUUUCGGCCGGGACUGCUGGGGUGAAAUGUAUCGGUAUCGCGAGUACAGCAAGUGGUUGAACCGGACUUCGUGGGAGCGGUUGAAGGAGCGCCUGAAUGGCCUGCGUGACAAGCUCUUUCCUCGGGUUGAGGAGACGGAGUGA
This is a messenger RNA of Aspergillus saccharolyticus JOP 1030-1, 1389 nucleotides long. Its product is annotated as putative alpha-1,6-mannosyltransferase subunit. The record is from RefSeq and is a predicted model, not a curated record. The coding region runs from base 1 to 1389 and encodes 462 amino acids. Lineage: Eukaryota; Fungi; Ascomycota; Eurotiomycetes; Eurotiales; Aspergillaceae. The transcript is spliced from 3 exons. Gene Ontology annotation, biological process: protein N-linked glycosylation. Gene Ontology annotation, molecular function: glycosyltransferase activity. Gene Ontology annotation, cellular component: Golgi membrane.